Messenger RNA from Striga hermonthica, 953 nucleotides. The record is from the annotation of a GenBank genome assembly. NCBI's taxonomy places the organism in Eukaryota, Viridiplantae, Streptophyta, Magnoliopsida, Lamiales, Orobanchaceae.
GUAGCACCUCAAAUCAGUUUUCGCAAAGUAAAAGAUUUAUUUUUAAAAGACUUUGCAAAAUUUUCGCACUCUGAUUUUACGAUAAGGCGGGGUGUUACACUAUCAAUACCGUUAAACACAAUCGAAUCCUCAAAUAAAUUCUCUCACAUACCAUACACCGUAUCAACUCCCGAAUCCAUACACUCACUCUCAACAAUAGAAUCAAAGCUCAAAGAACUAUCACCGGAAGAGAAAUUUGACGUACCUAAUGUAGAAUGCACGGCCAAAUCGUCAAAAGAGGGAAUUUCCUUAACAAUCAAAUCGUCGAUGUCCUCACUCGUGUCGAGAGAUUAUAUAUCGAUAAAUGAUGAGAGUGAAGCCAAGUUCAUUGAAGAAGAACACCCAUUUCCUAGUGUUGGUCGGCACAUAUACCGCGAGAUGGGUGAAUGGGACCCGUCUAGGAUAGAUGCGAACGAGUAUGCUAUUCCACUCUGGAAUAGCGACAUUGAGACCAUACGUUUGCGUACAGUUUUCCAGAGCAAGGAAGAAGCCCAAACGGGUCUAAUGGCUUAUAACGUCGAUAGGUUGCGAAAGAUUCGGACAAAAGAUUCAAAUCAGAAGUCAUUCAAACUGGUCUGCAGAUCGAAUGCAGAUGUGUCUUGUCUGUGGAAGGCUCGGGUGAAUAAGGCCAGACGGCAUGAUGAUUUGUGGGAAGUAACUGAAUGGACUGACCAACACACUUGCAUGCAACAGGUCGGCAGAAAUGACCAAAGAAACGUGACCACCCAUAUGAUUUCGAAUCUUAUAAUUAAUAAGGUUCAGAAGAAAGUGGAGUACAACGUUAACAUGGUCCAGGCUAAUGUGACGCAGUGUUGGAAAGUCGACGUCAGUUACAAGAAGGCAUGGCACGGCAGGAAAAAAGCAAUCGAGUGUGUGUACGGCAGUUGGGAGUCGAACUUCGCAGAACUCCCUCA